AUGGCCCCUGACAAGAAGGGAAAUAAGCGCAAGGCCCCGGCCGUCAGCGACCCGCCCGCCAAAAAGACUAAAAAGGUCGAAGUCAAGGCUGCUCCUGCUCCUAAGGAAGCUGCUCCCAAGUCAAUUCUGAAGAAGAAGGAUAAUGCUGCUGCGAAGACUAAGGAGACCAAGGCUGAGCCUGUGAAGGCCAAUGGCAAGCCUACUCGCCAGGUUAAGCCUCGCAAGCGUGCCGCCGACUUCAUCGAUAAUGAGGAGACCGAGGAGCCUGUUCCUACCAGCAUCUCCAAGGCUGGUAGCAAGAAGACAAAGAAGGACGAUAGCGCACCUGCUGAGAAGAAGGUCAAGGCUUCACCCAAGGCUAAGAAGGUUGAGGUUGCUGUUGAGUCUGAGGAUGAGGAGUCUGCAGAGUCUGAGGAGAAGGUCGAGGGUGAAGAAUCUGAAUCCGAAGAGGAGAUUGAUAUCCUGGAUGACCACACUGCCGCUCUCAUUAAGGGCUUCGAAAGCAGUGGUGAUGAGGACGACUCCGAAGACGAGGGUUUCGACGCCGACAAGCCCGUUCCCAAGAUCCCAGACACCAAGAAGGCCCAGAAGAAGAUUGCCAAGAACCAAAAACAAGGUGCUUCAGAAGAGCCUGGCACUGUCUAUAUUGGACGUAUUCCCCACGGUUUCUACGAGCACCAGAUGCGCGCCUAUUUCUCCCAAUUCGGUGAAAUUACUAAACUGCGUCUCUCCCGUAACCGUAUCACCGGUAGCUCAAAGCACUACGCCUUUGUGGAAUUCAUCUCAACUACCGUUGCCAAGAUUGUCGCUGAGACUAUGGAUAACUAUCUGAUGUACGGCCAUAUCCUCAAGUGCAAGUUUGUUCCUAAGGAGCAGCUCCACCCCGAGGUCUGGAAGGGUGCCAACCGUCGCUUCAAGCGCACCCCCUGGAACCGCAUUGAGAAGAAGCGUCUGGAGAAGGGCAAGACCCGUGACCAGUGGUCUAAACGUAUUGAGCAGGAGCAGAAGAGGAGACAGGCUAAGAUCGAUCAGCUUAAGGAGCUCGGCUACUCCAUUGACCUGCCCCAGCUCAAGGCUGUUGCAGACGUGCCUAUCCAGGAGGCCCCUAAGGCUGUUGAAGAUGCCGAGACUACCGAGGCAGUUGAGGCCCCAGUUGAAGAGCCUGUGAAGGCCGUUGAGGCUCCUGCUGCCAAAGAAGAUACCCCCAAGAAGGCUAAGAAGGGAAAGAAGACUGAGCAAGAUACUCCCAAGGAAAAGGUGACAACAGAGUCACCUGCGGCCAAGAAGAAGGGCAAGAAGACCAAGAGCAAGGCGUAA
Messenger RNA from Penicillium angulare, 1317 nucleotides. Its product is annotated as RNA-binding protein. The record is from RefSeq and is a predicted model, not a curated record. The transcript has 3 exons. Gene Ontology annotation, molecular function: RNA binding. Lineage: Eukaryota; Fungi; Ascomycota; Eurotiomycetes; Eurotiales; Aspergillaceae. The coding region runs from base 1 to 1317 and encodes 438 amino acids. Gene Ontology annotation, cellular component: nucleolus. Gene Ontology annotation, biological process: maturation of LSU-rRNA from tricistronic rRNA transcript (SSU-rRNA, 5.8S rRNA, LSU-rRNA).